AUGAUCAUUGACCUUUGUUCACGUGUUUCAGGUGGCAAAGGCGGUGAAUCAAAAAGGACGCGACAAACAUAUAGUAGAAAUCAAACGUUAGAACUUGAAAAGGAAUUUCAUUAUAAUAAAUAUUUAACGCGUAAAAGGCGACAGGAAAUUUCUGAAAGUUUACAAUUAUCCGAGCGGCAGUAUUUCAAACGAUAUUUAUACUAUUAUAUUGUAUUAUACUAUUCAUCGGCACUUUCAUCAGCACCAGUAUUUUCAGCAUGCUGCAGAUAUUGCAAGCAUCUGAAAUGA
Messenger RNA from Cercopithifilaria johnstoni, 288 nucleotides. Lineage: Eukaryota; Metazoa; Nematoda; Chromadorea; Rhabditida; Onchocercidae. The record is from the annotation of a GenBank genome assembly.